AUGAACGGAGAUGAAUCAAACCUCCAUAAUAAUGAUAUAAUUGAUGAAGGUAAAUUCAAAAUAUAUAAACAAGGAAACAAAACAUAUUGGUAUAAAAUUGAUAUUUAUCAAAGUUUAUUAUCUUGGUAUGAAAAAAGAGAUGACGAAUCAGCAACAUCAUUUUUAAUGGUUCAUCAAAUUACAUCAAUUGAACCAUGUACAAGUCCAAAUAAUGAUAGUGAUAAAUAUUUUGUAAAAGUUUUUUUAAAUGAAAGGGAAAAAAUUUCAAAUGAUGACAAUGAAGAAAUUGAUGAUGAUAAGAUUUUAUUUAUUUUUAGUUAUUCAAAAGAGAGAGAUGCAUUCAUUGAAUCAUUGAAAAAAUGUAAACAAUUUAAAAUUGAAAUUAAUAGUAAGAAUGUUACAAAUAUUAAACCAGCUUCACCAAAGGGUAAAUCGUCAUCAUCACCAUCAUUAUCAGCAUCACUUUCACAAAAAAAGCCAUCAACCGGUAGUGGUUUCAUUGGUACCAAUAGAAAAUCUUUAACAAAACCCCAAUCUUUCUCUCAAGUUAAAGCACCUUCAAGACCUGGUAGUCAAACUUUUUUAAUGGGUUCAUUUAGACAAGUUGAAAAUAAUAAUAAUAAUAAUAAUGAUGAUGAUAAUGAUAAUGAUGAAAUUGAUGAUCAACAAGAAGAAGAAGAAGAAAUAGAGCAAGAAGAAGAGCAAUUAGAAAAAGAAAAUGAAAAAGAAAAAGAACAACAAGAAAUUAUUGAAAAACAAAAAGAAAUUGAAAAACAAAAAGAAAUUGAAAAAGAAAAAGUAAAACAAAAAGAACAAGAAAAAAAAAAUGAAAAGGAAAGACAAGAAAAAGAAAAACUAGAAAAAAUAAAAGAGAAAGAAAGAGAAAGAGAAAAAGAAAGAGAUAAAGAAAGAGAGUUAGAAAAAGAAAGAGAAAGAUUAAAAGAAAAAGAAAGAGAGAAAUUAAAAGAAAAAGAAAAAGAGAAACAAAAACAAAAAGAAAACGAAAAGCAAAAAGAAAAUGAAAAACAAAAAGAACAGGAAAAACAAAAAGAAAUCGAGAAGCAAAAAGAACAAGAAAAACAAAAAGAACUUGAAAAGCAAAAAGAAAACGAAAAACAAAAAGAAAUUGAAAAACAAAAAGAGCAAGAAAAUGAAGAUUCAAUGAAUAUAAUUCAAGACGAAAUUAAUGGAAAGAAAGAAGACGAACAACAACAACAGCAACAACAGCAACAGCAACAGCAACAACAAAAACAAUCAUUACCAAUUAAACAAGUUAAAUUUGAAACAAUUGAGCAAGUUGAAAGUUUAAAAAAUAGUUUACAAAUUAGUUUUGAUUCAAGCGAACAACCACAAACUAAAUCAGAAACAACUGAAGGAGGAGAAACUACAACAACUUCAACAACCUCAACAACAAAUUCUACAAUUCAAAGUUUAAAAGUUGUAAAUUAUAGAUCAACAGGUCGUUCAGAGGAUGAUGAUAAUAAUAUACCAGUUGAAAGUAAGAGUGCUAUUACAUUUAGAAAAUCACCAUCAUUAAAUUCAAGUGGUGGAGGUGGAAAUAAAAGAGUUUUUAAUAGUAAAGUUAAUGGUAGUAUUAAUAGUAGUGAUGAUGGUAAUUCAAAUCUAUUUGGAUAUGGUGGCAGUUUAAAUGGUAGUAAUAAUUCAUUAACAACAACAACAACAACUACAACUUCAUCAUCAACAUCAACACCAUCCUUAAAUAAUUAUCCAAAUAAUAUUAGAUUAUCAGGAUCAGGUACAAAAUUACCAAUUGGUCAACAAGGUUUAAGCCAAGAUUCAAAUGGUUAUUAUAUUAUUGGUAAUAAUACAAAUCAAUUAAGAUCAAUCAUUGGUAGAUCAGUUGCUGGUGAUUCAUCCUUUACUGGUAUUAUAGCUGGUAAAUUUAAAAUCGAUUGGAGACCUACCCAACAAAUUUGGCUUGUAAAUUUAGAGAGUGGUGGUGGUAAUAGUGGUAGUAAUAAUAGUAGUCCAUUAUUAUCUCAUAGUAAUAAUAGUAUUGAUAGUUAUGGUAGUGGUAAUAGUAAUAACAGUAAUAACAAUAACAAUAAUAAUAAUAGUAAUGGUAAUAAUAAUAAUAAUAAUAAUAAUAAUAAUAAUAAUAAUAAUAAUAAUAAUAAUAAUAAUAAUAAUAAUAAUAAUAAUAAUAAUAACAACAACAGUAACAAUGAAAUUGAAAUUGGACCAGCGACACCAUCAAAAGAAGAAUUACUAUUUAGAUUGGAGAGAAAGAGAGAGAAAGCAUUAGAAGAGAAUGAUACAAUUUUAGCUAACUUAUUAAAACAAAGACAAAUUGAAUUGGAACAGUCACAAGAAGAAACUUUCAUAUUCAAAGGUGGUAUUGUUUUAGCACAUAGAAAUGAAAAAUGGGAAUUAUUAGAAGCGCCAAUACCAAAGAAUUCUUCAAAAACACCUUAUCAUCAAGAUAAUAGACCAAAUAAUAAUAAUAGUAAUAAUAAUAAUAAUAAUAAUAAUAAUAGUAAUAAUAAUAAUAAUAAUAAUAAUAAUAAUAAUAAUAAUAAUAAUAAUAAUAUUCAACAAUCACCAUCAAUUUCAUCAAUUAAUAUAUCACAACAACAAUCACAAACAUCACCUGUAAUAAUACCUCAAUCAAUGACAUCAUCUAUUUUCGAUGGUUUAACAAAAGUUUUUAAUACUGUCAGUUCUGUAGUUGAACCAAAAUUAGACCAAUUAUUGGAUUCAUCUUUAUUGGGUGGUAGUGGUGGUAAUGGUAAUAACAACAAUAAACAACAUGAACAAUUACAAAAAGAGAAACAACAAGAAAAACAAAUUUUAACAAGUUUAGAAAAGAUUGAACAACAACAGCAACAAAUUAAUAAGAUACCAAUUGAAGAAUUAAAAUUAUCAAAUAAUCAAAUUCAAGAGAUUUAUAUUAAACCUUUAAAGAAGUCAAUAUUUGAUAUUGCAAAUUAUUUCGGUCAAAAUAGUAAUCAUACAAAAUUGGAACAAUAUUCAUUGGGCGAUGAUGCUAUCAAUAAAAAGAUUGCAAUUUUAGUACGUGGUAGAUUAGCAACUGCUAUCGCAAAUUUAGUAUCACAUGGUUUCAUAGUUUCACCAACUAAUAUGGUUGGAUCAAUAUUUAGAAAUGUAAUCAAUGGUGCUACUGGUAGUGGUGGUGGUGGUAGUGGUGGUGGUAAUAGUCUAUCAAGCAGUUUAGGUAAUAUAGUUACAGGUAAACGUCAUCUUUGGGAAUUCAUUGAAAAUUAUAAAAAAACAACACAACAUGGUACAAUCGCAGGUAUAAGUUUGAUUCAAACCAUUAAUACAAUCAAUUCAUUUGAAAAUAUUUCAUCCGCUUGGAAAGAUCCAAAUAUUAAAUUUAGAACUUUAAUUUGUGUUGGUUUAAAUCAACAUGUCCUUGAUCAAUGGUUUGCUUUACUUCAAACUGAUACAAAUGGUAUCUCUCAUUAUUUCCAUCCAAAUGCUAUCAUUAAUUCAUUGGAUCAUUGGAGAUUGUUUUGUCAAUGUUUUGCUCCAAUCUUAAAUUUACCAUUUAAAUUAUCUUUAGAUUAUGAAUGUAAAUUUAUAAAUUCUCCAAUAAUUAAUAAUGGUAUUGCAAGAAAUUCAAAUUCUCCAUCAAUUAAUUCUUCAGCAUAUGGAAUAACAACAACACCAACAACAACAACAAUAACAAAUUCUUCACCAUUUUUGUCAUCAAUUCCAACACCAAAUGUUGGAAAUAUUAAAAGUCAAUUGGCAAGUUUUUCAAAUACAUUAAUAGAUGGUACUUCAACUUUAUUCACAGAGUUGUCUGAAAACACUAAUAGUUUAACUCAAUCAAUUCAUUCAAAAUACUCAAAUUUAACAAAUUCAAUGUUCCAAUCUUCAAAUGAAAAUAAUGAUACCAGCAUCAAUAAUAACAGUAAUAAUGAUAAUAAUAACGAUAAUUUAUCAUCAAGAAAAAGAGUAACUUUCUCUGAGGAUGGUGAGAUUCAACAUGGCCAUCAACAACAACAACAACAACAAAAUGGUAAUAUGCUUGAAAAAAUCCAAUCAUCAAUUAAACCACUUUCUCAAAAGAUUGGUGAAUAUUUUGAUGGCUAUUAA
Dictyostelium discoideum AX4 is the source of this 4086-nucleotide messenger RNA. Its product is annotated as RUN domain-containing protein. The record is from RefSeq and is a predicted model, not a curated record. Lineage: Eukaryota; Evosea; Eumycetozoa; Dictyosteliales; Dictyosteliaceae. Bases 1 to 4086 code for a protein of 1361 amino acids. The transcript is spliced from 2 exons.